GAAAUAAUUAUGUCAAUUUAAAAUAAUUAUAUUAAUUUAAAAUAAUAAUUGUGUAAAAUAUAAAUUUAUGAGUGAAAAAUGAGGAUUUGGUGAGUAAAUUCGGUUGGUGGAUGAAUGAUGAGAAAUAAUGUCAUUAUGCGGAGUAUCACAGUUAUUUAGUGAUGAGCAUAACGAGUGUCCAGCGGAAUGCCCGUUUUGGGCUCCAAGUUCCGUCUGGAAGUACAUUGGAGUGUGUUCUGAAGGCGAAGUGUGCAGAAGCUUUAACCCGAUCCUGAAUUACGCUGAUUCCUUCAACAACGUAUGCCUACCUUGUAAAGUAUUCGGAUGUGUGUCAUGUAAAUACUCAAAUGACCUUGACUCAGUGGUUCCAGUGACCGACAGUCUUAAGAAGCUUCCAGAUUACUGUAUAGAAUGUGCUAAGGGAUAUACGCGUUCAGAGGAUGGAACUUCUUGUUACAUUGUCGGCUCAAAUCUGUGGUCGAAACUGUUCUAUUUUAUCAUUUUUUGCCUUCUUGUCUCCGUCGCAGUUGUGACUUUAAGGGUCCUGGUUAACCGUGACAAGUUCAGAGCUAACUUUAAGAACCUGGUAAACGCCUUAAAGAACCAGCAAAGACAACUUUUGAGAGACUUCAAUGAUUCGGAGAACAGAUUAUAUAAACUUUUUACUGAUAUGACUAACCAAAAUCUCUCAGGUUUAGGGCUAAUUUUAUACUUUAGGAGUCUGGGAUUUUUGGUAAUUGUAAUGUCACUUCUCUUCUUUGUAAGCUUAGCACACGUACAUAUUCCUUGUUCUAACAUGAUAAGGCUUUUUAAGGAUCCUUUUAGAGUUUACUACUUUACCAAGGCAAAACACGUCCCUCGCAGUUUUAUCGCAAACUUCUUCGCCAAAAACGCAAAUAAACUUGUCGACGAUAUUUUUAACUUUAAGAGCGUGGAUGAGGCGAUUAACUGGAAUGUUACGCAGUACUCAAUUGAGAUUUCAGGUGUAAUGUAUGUUUUAUACGUCUCAGUCAUGGUCAUGACUGUGGUUUACUUCGUCUCACAGCGCAGAGCAAUUUUGAAAUUCAUGAGCAAAUCUUCGAAAAUGAGAGACCUGACCCUUGUAAUAAAGAACCUUCCAGGCACACUCACAGACGAGGAACAAAUUAAAGAUAUUAUAUACAACUCCACAAAUAUCCGGCCAGUCAUGGCAACAGUCUGCUAUGACCUGAAACGAGAAAAAAAACUUGUUUCAACCCUUAAUCAAACCAUCGAAGACUUCAACCACUCCAAUCAAACCCACGAUUCUUACAUAAGUUUGGAUGGUAUGGAGGAUAUGAAUGAGUUUUUUAGUAAUUUGGAGAGUUCCGGUGAGUGUUUUUUGACAUUUGAGAGUACGUUAGACUGUAGGUCAGUUUUAGAAAGGUUCCGAAGUAGCGAGUUUGAGCUGUACCAGUGUGAGGUGGAGCCUGAGAACAUCGUGUGGGAAAACAUAGGCUACGAAAACCAAGUUAAUAGAAAAGUGUUUGGCAUCUCAAUGGUGACAAUCGCGAUUCUGAUGGGUUACAUAGUGUUAUUUUUUGUACCGUAUGCUUUUUACACUAUCACCUCACCUAUGACGCAUAUUCUGGAAAUUAUACUCCUGGGUCUGUUUGUGGAUUUUGGGAAUACUCUCAUCUCAGUGAUUCUGAGGAACCUGAUUGACAAGGCUGGGAUCAUAAACAAGGACGUGGUUGACAGUUACCUGAUGUUCUGCAACUACUUCAUUCGGCUGAUUAACCUGGUGCUUAACGUUGUUUUAUCGCAUUUCAUUAACUAUGGAGGUCGAAGUAAGGCGCUUUCAUUUCUGGAACGUAAAGCUCAUCUGAUAUCUCCUACCUUUAGGGUGGGCGAGGAAGUAUCAUUUGGGCUGAGUUUUAGCAUUUACAUUGUCAACGUUUUAUUACUGAUCCCAAACGUUAUUUUUCUUUUUGUACAUUAUUUGAUUCCCAUUUUCAGCUCAUUCCUUGUUUUAACACUUGAUUUCGACUCCAAACGCGCAACGAAAUUGAUGGAAUACUCGACUUUUAACAUCUCCAGCUACUACUCAGACGACAUGUCAAAUAUCACCUUCUGCCUCUUACUGUUCUUUCUCAUAAAGGACCAGAAACAAGGCUCACUGGUCUUUUUUGCAAUACUCUUCUCUUAUAUCCUCAACUAUGCAAAGUCACAGUUCAUUUUACUGAGACGCAGUUCCAGGAAAUUAUAUUCCACCUGGCGACUAUCAUAUUUUACCUACAUCAUGUGGGUGUUUCCCACCUUAAUUCUGGCUGUUUGUCCCAGGUACUGGGACUGGCGAGGCGGGGAAGGUUCUCUUUUCUCGAUUUUCACAAACGCAGUACUCCACAUCGCAAUCUACACCUUUAUUCUCCACCUGGUGUUUGGCAAAACUCCAACCCUCGACUCUGAAAUCACUCUCUCGGAAGUGCUCGAGGGCAACCUCAACGGAUUUGAAAUGGAACUCGACUACAAAGCACACAACCCAGUCUACAAAUUUAAAAAGUUCUCAUCUCAAUAUAAUUUACUCUAAUAUCAUAAAAGGCCUU
Messenger RNA from Theileria parva strain Muguga, 2564 nucleotides. RefSeq names its product putative integral membrane protein. Bases 128 to 2548 code for a protein of 806 amino acids. The transcript is spliced from 2 exons. NCBI's taxonomy places the organism in Eukaryota, Apicomplexa, Aconoidasida, Piroplasmida, Theileriidae. The record is from RefSeq and is a predicted model, not a curated record.